GAUAAACGGUAUCAUCCGAGGCUGCCGGACGAAACGGGCCCACGGAAACCAUCAAAGGAUGCUGAGCAGGAGCAAACGAUCGAAUACUGGCGCAAUCAGGCGAAGGCAACCGUACAAAAGCUGUUGCAAAGGAAGGAAAACCGAAACGUCGCUAAGAACGUGAUCAUGUUCCUGGGUGAUGGUAUGUCCAUCUCCACCGUUGCGUUGGCGCGCAUUCACGCCGGUGGUGAGGAAAAACCGCUGUUCUUCGAGGACUUCCCGUACAUCGGAAUGUCCAAGACGUACUGCGUGGAUUCACAAGUGUCGGAUUCAGCGUGUACGGCGACGGCGUACCUGACAGGCGUUAAAGGCAACAUCGAUACCAUCGGUGUGAAUGCACACGUCAUGGUCGGUGACUGUGUGGCAGGACAAAAUAGAUCCACACACACUUCCUCCAUCGGACAGUGGGCUAUCGAUGCGGGCAAGGAUGCCGGGAUCGUGACAACUGCACGCGUUACGCAUGCGUCCCCUGCCGGACUUUACGCUCACACGGCGUUCCGUGAUUGGGAGGAUGAUUACUACGUGAAACAGGACGGUUGCGAUCCCGAGCUUGUCGAUGACAUUGCGGAACAACUGGUGUAUGGUGAGACGGCUUCGCGGCUACGUGUCAUUUUGGGUGGAGGCCGGCGAGAGUUUAUGGAUCGUGAUAUUCACCAGGAUUACGAGUAUACUGACCGCAGAGGAUACCGAUCGGAUGGCCGAAACCUGAUCAAUGAAUGGCUCAAAAAUGGUCCAGUCGGAGAGAAUCGCACUUUUGUCUGGAAGCGAUCGGAUCUAAUGGCGGUUGAUCCUCACCGGACUGAUCGAUUGCUCGGGAUGUUCGAGCAAAGCCAUUGUGCCUACAAUUUGGACAAAAUCAAUAACAAUAUGGUGGAGGAACCUACUCUCGCUGAAAUGGUCGACAAAGCUACGGACGUGCUGAGUACGAACCCUAACGGAUUCUUCCUGUUCGUUGAGGGAGGUCGUAUUGAUCAUGGACAUCAUGAUAAUCGUGCCAAAUACGCGAUCGACGAAACGGUAGAGUUCGACAAAGCGAUCGAGCUGGCUCGCAAGAAGUUCAGCGAAGAGGACACACUGAUCGUAGUCACGUCAGAUCACUCGCACAGUGUCAGUUUCUCGGGAUAUCCGACGCGAGGAAACGAUGUGUUUGGUACGGCUGGAAAUGGCAGAGAUGGCGUACCGUACAUGACGAUCAGCUACGCAAACGGACCGGGUUACAGCAAGCACAUUGAUGUUGAGGCUGGUGCCAGACUUGACGUGCGCCAGAUGAACAGAGACAAUUCGAACUUUGAUUUCCCCGCGAUGGUGCCACUUUCCUCGGAAACGCACGGUGGUGAGGAUGUCGCUGUGUACGCUUCCGGUCCUUGGUCGCAUUUGUUCACCGGUAACUACGAGCAGAGUGCCAUCCCGCAUAUGAUGGCUUAUGCUGCUUGCAUCGGCAAUGGAAUGAAGGCGUGCAAUUAA
Anopheles nili is the source of this 1503-nucleotide messenger RNA. RefSeq names its product membrane-bound alkaline phosphatase-like. NCBI's taxonomy places the organism in Eukaryota, Metazoa, Arthropoda, Insecta, Diptera, Culicidae. The coding region runs from base 166 to 1503 and encodes 445 amino acids. The record is from RefSeq and is a predicted model, not a curated record. The transcript has 2 exons. Gene Ontology annotation, biological process: dephosphorylation. Gene Ontology annotation, molecular function: alkaline phosphatase activity.